AAUGUCGCCUCUUGUUUUAGAAUGAUGAAUGAGAAUAUAAAUUGAUAUAGGAUGGAUGAUCCCUCGGUUGCAGUUUCUAAUGCUACUCAACUUCGGCGUAAUCCUUCAGAUUCGACGAACGACCAGAACGUGCCGAAGCCUUCGAACGGACGAUCUACAGAUCCGAAGUCUGACAUAGUUUUGCUGCCCAUCCAUUCUCCCAAGACCGUACCAAGCGGCUGGGGACGACUAUCGUGGUUUGAACCUCUAGCAUACCGUGACGCGACUCCAAAGAACUGCCACGUUUCUGCCUGCUCAGUUAGCGCCUCGCCAACCAGUGGCUACGUCACUGAACAAGCAUUCCUAAAUUUCAUAUCAAACCCAGCACCAGUACCUGAGGUUGUCACAAAACGAUCUUUAGAAGAUUUACAUUCCAUCCCCAAAAGUUCCCUUGAUGACAUCAGAAGCCUUCCUUUCACCAGGACCUCAUUACAAUCUCUUCAUCGAAGUGUUCUGUCGCUGCGAACUCGACAAGCUUCUCGAGAGUUAUUCGGUCCAGUGGUGCGCACGUCAAGUGAUGAAGGAAAGCCUCCUUCUGGACCGAAACGCCACAUUAGGCCGGAGCUUCAAAAAUCUACUAGCAACGUAGACUUACGGUCUUUUGCCCGUUUUAGGACAAGGAGAGCCGAACUCAUUCGAAGUUUGAAAGACACCCAAAACUCUCCGCCGAUACCACCAAGAAACUCGUGUAACUUUGCAUUCGUUCCUGAGCGUCCUGAUCCGAAAUUAAAAAGUCCGGUCGCGUGUGCCAGCGUUUCGUCUCCAGAAACUCGCGAUGCCUCAGGUCAUGAAAUUCCUUCUCCUAAAGCCACUGCUGGCUCGCCGAAUCCUGAACCGCAGCCACAACAACCACCACAGAAGAAGUGGAGUUUCAAGCGUAAGGUGGAUGUACCUGUGAGAAAUGAAACUCGUCGGUGUAACGAUCAAAACAAUGACACAGAAUCUGUAGUUCUAAGAAAUCCAUCUGGUGCAAAUAAGAGCAGUAGGUUCUCGCUCUUCCGUCGUUCUGUAACACAGGCAGAGUUUGGCAAAGUUAAUGUGAAUCUGCCCCAGCAAGCAUCUCGACUUGUUAGUAGUAGCAGCAGCUGCAGUAGUGGAAGCGCGUCGAGUCUUAAUCAGCCAAAUGGAUCCCCGCGUUCUACCUGCAAUGAUAAUAACUUCCAAGUUAAUGCUAUUUUUAAACUAAGUAAGAGCAAAAGCCGACCCGAAGAGUCUGUCUCCAGCCAUUUUAUUCAUUGCCAUAACGAGGCAGUAGACGAUCGAGUUGAAGACAACAACUGUAAACGCUCCUCACCCAGUUCUAGUCAAGCGCGUGAUGAUAGCUAUAGUUUACCAGAUCAAGCAAGAAAGAAUAAAGCCUUAGCAUUCCUCAGUGUUAAAGAUUUUACUAUCAAAAGUAAACUUAAGAAAACCCUGAAAAAUAAUUUCAUAAUAAAGCGUAAUCGGUCUCAGUCCGUUAAUGAUUCUCAAAUCGAUGGUCGUAGUCAGGUUGUCAACGGUGCGAAUAAAUCUGACGAGAAUUCCCGAUCUAAGUGUGACUCAAUCUCCAGUGCUUCUGAGACUGGCUCCUUGACAAUUGAAGAGCAAUCGUCUACGGAUUGCUCUAAAUUUGACUCGAAGUGUCAUAAUUUUGUAUCUCUUGCAACUAAGGGAAAGUCCUUGCCUGACGAAAGUUCAACUGUUGUGCAUUUACCGCGUAGUGCAUAUUUUAAGGCCGAUGAAGUUCUCGAGUUUUAUAAAGUACACAACUCUCCACUUGAUGCAUUUUCUCCUCCCUCAGCUACCACAACCGCUUUUGGAUAUUUUCCCGCUGCUGAAGUCGACAAUUUGAGCGACUCGGUUUCAUUUUCAGACGAGCCCGAUAUUUUUGAAACUACUUCAUCUUUAGAGCCCAGCACAAGUCUCACAUCCAAGAAAGGAGUUUCAUCGUCUCAGUAUUUACAGGAAAACUUCCCUCAGCAUUGUUUGCCCAAGACGACUGAUGUGUUUCGUGUUCCAUCUAUCUCAUUUCCUACAUAUCAGUGCGACUUAUCUGAACUCCAGUCUGCGGAAAGUAAGGUUGACUUAACUAAGUCUGUCUGCACUACUUCCGUAUUUUAUGAGGACUGUCUUGACUCUUUAUCUUCUUCAAAGUCAAGUGCGAAACUUCCUGCGUCUAAAGACUUUCACAUAACCCCUCAGGCCUGCAUAAAAACAAAUGCCAUUCAUCUAGCUAAUCCUGCGAUUCACGAAAGUUUUACUAUUCUUAAGCAAUUCAACCCCACAACUGCUGAAAAAAAAUCUUCGCAGAAACAUUCCAGUCUUACAGUCACCGAGGAGUCCAUUCAAACGUCACAGGUGGUAAACGGACGAGCUACUAACGCCCACUCUGAAGAGACUUCAAACCCCGAUGAAUCAAUUUCUGGACUCCAGCUGCCUGAGAACGAAUAUAUUCGAAAGAAAGCUGCUGACGACAACGACGUUCUGUCUGAUGUCCGAUGUGCAAACCCCGCUGUUGAUCACAUUACUGCGAGAAAAAGUGAAGCGGAUAAGUGGUCGCCGCCACAAAUUUCUGGCAAACCUACUGUAAGCGUCGAUUUAUCUGUCCACGCUAACUGCGCGGAAGCAGUUUUAGAUAAAGACGUUGAUUUUCCUGCUCGGUGCGUAUCUGCUGCCGCUGAAACUGGAUGCAGUAAUCCAAGGGAAAGUAUCUCGAGCAGUGACGCUGACACAAAACGUGGCUGUAGAUCUGCUGAGGAUUUAGACUCGGUUUGUGCUUGUGACUCAAGUGCAUCAGGAGACGACAUGAGUCAUCCAGGGGGAACUCUACGCCGAGGCAUCAAAGCCACGACCUCGCGCAUCAUAGGCGCCUCCAUCAGGAGGCCGGGCCUGUCCCCCGCCAUAUCGCUAGAUCGCUCCCUGGGGUACGGACCUACCGAACCGUCGCGUUUCGUGGAUGGCGUGAGCUUCAAAGGAAAGCUCAUCGGGGUGCUCGAGGUGGAGGCGGCGAGAGGCGACCGCAUGUGUCAGGAGGCGCUGGCUGAACUGAAAGGCGCGGUGCGGGCGGCCGGGGAACACAAGCAACGGAUUGCCGUGACCGUGGCUAUGGAUGGCAUCAGACUCAGGGAUGAUCGUACCGGGGACUGCUUGUACCAUCAUCCCGUUCACAAAAUAUCGUUCAUCGCUCAAGACAUGACCGACUCAAGAGCGUUCGGCUACAUCUUUGGAUCUCCCGAUGCCGGCCACAAGUUCUUCGGUAUAAAGACGGAAAAAACUGCCAGCCAAGUUGUUAUUGCCAUGAGAGAUCUUUUUCAGGUGGUUUUUGAGAUGAAGAAGAAAGAAAUUGAGAAGGCUCGGUCUCAGCUCGAAGAGGGUCGAGACGGUGUUGAUUUCAAGGACUCAGGUUUCCUGUCAAGCCUGGACGGAAGCAGUAACUUCAUCAGCGCGUCUCUGACGUGCGGUGCUGGGGGUGCGAUCGCUGAUCUGCUUGACCUGCAGAGCGAGCUGUCUAACCUGCAGCGCGGCCUGUCGCAGAUAUCUAACAGACAGGCCGCUGUCUCGUCGUCGGGGUCAGACGCCCAGCCAACCUCAGCAAAUAAAAUAACAAAGGACGACAAAGCGUUCGAUCCGUUCGGAGAUUCAUUUCGUCCAACGAGUUUGCCUGGAUCAGCCAAUAGCAGCGGCGGCAAGGGAGGAGUUAUUUGUGGAUCGUCAACUCUGCCGUCCAGCAAAACGAGAAUACCUUCAACAUCUUCGUGUGGUAGCAAUGUUAGCAUUUCAAACAUUCCUCCUACUUUAGCACCACCUCCUUUGACGGGCCGAUCUCGGCACGACAGUUCGCAUUCCCGAAAACACGCACGGCAGCACGGCAUGGGAGGAUCUGACUCGGAGCAUCUGGAGUUUGGAGCCAACGCAUUUCCUGUUGAUUUCUCCAACGUGACGCGCGCUGGUGCUCAAAGUGUUCCCCCGCACGAUGUUUCAGAAGAUCGCUAUGCUGUGUUCAAAGAAGUACGUCCUUCUAGCGAUGAAAGCUUGAAUGAAUUUGGAAAAAGUAACACUGGUGGGAAUUUUACGAACUGUCGGAUGGCGAUGUCUCAUGAAGCUGUAGAUUCCAGAACAGGAGGCUUCGAAGACGGCUGGUCCCUUAACGAUUUGGCAGGAACAAACGCCGCCGGCGAUUUCGAAAGGCGCCAAGGAUCCAACUAUGAUGUUUUUGUUGAUUUAGAUCCGCUGGGUACUGGCAAAAGUAAACCUUUCAUAGACAAGAAAGAUUUCUUCAACGACGUCCGAAAGCAGAAAAAGCGUUUGCUACGAGAAUUGGGGGAUGGAGAAGAUUCUCACCCUGGGUCUCCUCGCACACAAACAGGCGUGAUUCCUACAGAAGUUUCGGUCCUGGUAGCUUCACUUUACACAUCAUCUGGCCAUCCAUGCACAUCUUCAGAAGUUCUCACCUCACACUAUCCUUCUUUGACUACGUCCACCACGCCAAUGCACAUUGCUGCUAUUGCCUCACAUUCUUUUAGCGAGUCAUUUAGCCCACCUUUAGAUUCGAACGAAGAUUAUCGCGAUCGUCAACAUCAUACAGUGGACUUGCAACAACAGCAACAAUUUGAGACUCCCGUAUCUGGUUUUGCCGAUUUCAACCGUUUCUCUGGUGAAAGUCCACGGAGUCAGCGGUCAGAAAUGUCUUCUAGCAGCAUGCCUGAAGAUAAUACACCACAAUUGCUCACAGGUGCUCUUACUGUUGCUCUACCUCCUGAAUCUUUCCGUGAUUCACCACCGUCCCGCUCCCCACCACAUACUUCUCAUGAACAAAGACAGUCCUCAGCAUCUCCUGAGCGGAGUCCACAACAGGCGCCGAAGCACCUUUUUAAACAGACUCUCCCUUGCCCUACAGACGAUUCUGUCAGCCCUAAAACGCUUCCUCGAAGCCAUAAGUUUCUGCAGCAGGAGAGUGUGGACGGAGAUUGGGAUUCACCUCGCCAGAAAAGUGUACGGGAUGAAGGCCAUCACGAGCAUGAUGGCUUUAACGUUUCAAGGGGAUUGUCAGGCUGGGACGAGCAGUCGUCCGAGUCAAGCCAGCAUUAUCAAUCUCGAGAAGCCAUAGCGAGUGUUGGUGGAAUGAGUCCCCGCCCGCGGCCUCGUGGUAGUUUAACUAAGCAUUUAAGUGCUAGUUCGGCGACUCUACCCUUGCGUCAACCAUAUCGCUAUGGACGAAAGUUGAGUCACGACCAGAACUUCGAUCUCGCUUAUGAGCAGCAUGAAUACAGAGCAAGUCAGGAGAGUUUUGGCCGAAAGUAUGGCUCAGAUGAACUUUUUUCAUCUCCCGAAGGGGAGUGUCGGCCGUUCCCUAACGAAGACGCGGACGGACCAUAUGAAGAAGCUCCUUACCCGCCUCCGCGGCCGGCUCCUAUAGAACCACCUCCGCUUCCACCAAAACGUCAACCAACUGACAUCAAACUUAGACCUCCGCCCCGCCCUCCUUCUUCUGCAUCUCAAGACGCUCAUUAUCUCUACAUCAAUGACAAGUACGAUUUGCCCCCCGAAUCUUCACGCGCCAAUACAUCAACUGGAGAGGUGACAACCUCUCCUCCCAUCCCCUUGCCGUCCCGCAAACCAAGAUAUUCUGAAGCCGCGCCUCCUGCCUGCCUACCUAACCGCGCUAACAAACCAACUUUCAUUGCUAGUGAACCGUUUCAUUUCCCGAGACCUAAUCUCAGUCCAACACAUGAUUCUUUUAACACUGGCGCUAUCCCGAAAAUGUCAUCCUGUUCGAGAGAUUCUACUCCUAGCAAAACAUCGACCCCAUCUGGAAAGUCUCCACGUUCUGGCAAGCGACCAUCUACAGGAUCAAUUGAUCUGACCAACACCAGCCUCGACCAGCUCGCGACAAAAUUGGAAAUUCCAGUGGAGCAACUUGCAAAAAUGACGGUCGUUGAACUGGCUGCUUGUUUGGCCCAGCUUCAGCUCAAACAAGAGUCAGCCGAGACAACCUACUCGGAAGAUUUUAAGAGGGGAACCUCGCGUUUUUCGGGAACCUCAAAUUCUUCUAGUUGCGAGAGGAGCCAAGACAGAAUAGAUACAAAGAAAGAUCACAUGAACAAGUUCAGUGAUGAUGAAGAUUUUGCUCGUUUUGAUGCCCAAUUUCCGGCAAGCCCUCUGCGUACUCCGGAUUUUCCUCUAAACCUCGAUUCAGCGAAAAAUCAGAAAUUAGGUGCACCCGUUAGUGAAGACAGAUACGCUGUGUUCCGAGAACUGACAGUGACCGCCAAACAUAAGUCUGUUUUCGACGAAAAUUUUCUCACUCCACAGAAUUCCAUGGAAGACGAAAUUUCAGAAGUGUCUUCUGGGACUUUCAAAGUGAAUUUUGCUCCUGCAAACUACCGCCAGGAUUCCAUGGAUAUGAAAUCGUCUGUAAGCGAUGAUUUUGAUCACGAUCGUGAAUACACUGGCAAGCAUUGGAGUAGCACCGGUGGACCUGAAGAGGGAGUUACCAUCUUUAGGAGUCCUGAUAUUAGCGAAUAUGAAAAUUUCGAGCCAACUUUUGAAGCCAAAUUUGCUGACGAUUUUAGUGAAGUGGACAGGCAUUCAUUAGACUUGAUUGAAAUGACUGGCCCACUCCGUAGUCCAGCCACACAAAAACUAAGUACUGACUCGGGCAAAUCUCCUUUCACCGAUGAUUUCAGCUGCAUCUCACAAGAAGAAAUUGUCAAGACAUUAAAUGCUCCAAAAUUACGAAAAGAAAACACUAGUAAAUUUGAAGAUGACUUCGUUCCUCCAGUAGAACAAGACAAGUAUGCUGUCUUCCGCGAACUAGAAAAGAUGAAAAAUCACUCAAAACGCAAGUCUAGCACCUCGAGUAAAUCUCCGUUUGAUGACAAUUUUGUUGAGAACGGACCUAGGGAAUGUACUGUGAUGGACAGCGGUUUUCUCUCAACAGCCGAAGUUGAGUUUGACAAAUUCGAUGAUGUUUUUAAAGACGCAGAGGAAACUAAAAAUGAAAUGGAUCGAACAGAACAGUCUACAAAAUUUAACGCCAACGCUGAAACAGACUCCGUGGACAUGGUUCAAGAAGACAAUGAUAGCCUCAAUAAAAGCCCCAUUGAUGACUACCCACCAAACAGAAACGACAGGUACGAGGUUCUGAAGGAAGUUGAGAGCGAAAGAGAGCCUUCUUUAGAUGGAGAUGUUGGUGAAAAUGGGCAACGCCUUAGCAGGUCAUCUCCAUAUGGUGGGUCGUGGCAUGAUUCUAGUCGCAAUACUCCGUACGACGAACAAAAGUUCAGGUACGAAUCACCACAAUCCAAAAACGAAGGUGCAAGUCCUUGUGGAGAAGUGGCAUUCAUUGAUAGUGAGCAUACAGCGGCAAUGGCUCGUGGGCAUCAAGAAGGGUCUUUCCGAGACAACAAACGUGAGCGCCCGACGAUUAACCAAACCAUGUCACUUGAUGAUCGCAUGAAGAACUGUAGCAGGGAGUCACCCUAUGAAGACUGUCUGAGCGGUUCUCAUGAUGUUUCUUUAGAAAUGAAAAAUGGUUUCUUAGGUUCUGGCAGACCAAAGACUGCUGAACUCCACCGUUCACGGUCCUCUACUACGCCAAUUGGUUACGACCGUCAGUUCUCUCCCGUACCAGAGAGCAACAGUUUACCUCCUGUUGGGUCCGGGAAGGGUUCCUCAGGGUUCAGCCGAACUUCCUCAGUGUGUAACGAUGCAAAGCCGUCACCGUCUCCUUUCGACGACAAUUUCAUCUCUGCUGUUGAGAGCGUUGCGGACGAAGUGUGCUUUGAGGCUGCUUUUCCGAGUCUACAACCUCUUCCUGACAGUCUCGUAGACGACGGUUCUGAGUUCCCGUUCACUGAUGACACACAAGAUGACGUUUUCGUUACUGGUAACAACGCAUUCGCUGAUUUUGAAAACGCGUUCCAAGAAGAUCGACCCAGCGUCCGAGAGAACGAAAAUUUGACAGCGUCGCCCAACAGCCACAACCCGAGUUUCGAAGAAGCUCAAGAAAUUUUUCCAGAUGGUGAGGUUGAAUUCAGAGUAUCUGCGCGUUUUGCCCAGACGUCCAAGGACGACCCUGAUGAUAUUUUCAGGAGAAAUAGCGAUCCUUUUGCAGAGGAUUUCUUUGCUGAAGAUUGUUCGCCAAGUGUUGACGUCGCAAUUUCUGGGACUGAAUGUUCUAAAAGUUGGAAAGAACCCUUUGAAGUAUUUAAUUCUAAUAAUACUAGUAGUAGUAGUACCAAGUGAAAUGCAGCAAACGCCUAUGUAACUAUGAUAUAACGAGCAAUGUAGUUAUUAUUAAUGAUUACACGUCUGAAAGAACGUCAAUUUUUAUGUUAUUCGAUCAAACGGUUAUUAUACCGCGUACUUUGUGAUAUUAUUUAUACACGAAUCUCAUGAAAAUAGUCACAAAUCGUGCAAUGUCACUAACAGGAAUCUCUCUAUUGAGGGGUAUUCAGACCAUUUUUAUUUUUAAUUUACCCGUCGUUUUUCACCGAAGUCGAGGCCAUUGAUUCGUAUUAAGCAUUCCUUUUUAUUUAGCUGGUGGACGUGCUGUGAGACGAACGACUUAGGUUCCCAAUCGUUAUUCAUCGCUUAUCUGUAACUGAUCUCGUUGCCUUGGAAAAAUUUUAUUAUUAUAUUAUCUCCUGUAAUCCGUUGAUUCAUUUCUUUGGUCACAAGUUUAAUGGGCGUUAAUGAAUUUUUAUAUCUAGAGUGCAUCGCCAUGGUUGCAAGCAAAUUCGCUAGCAUUAGCCUAUUCUAUUGAUACAAAGGAAAUGUCGCAAGAAAUUUCCCACAGAGGCUAAAAUAUGAGUGGAACAAUCGUUUCAGAAAUAGUAAUUACUUCACUAAAUUCAAGUCUUUGUAAUCAAAAUUUUAUUUCAUAAUCUUAUAAGUUUUUGUACAAAACACUAUGACGAUGAGAUCUAAGCGCUUUUUUUUACAGCUAAUGAAUUUAAUCUUACAUUUUGUGUGCAAUUUCUUAGCGUAAGUUAGGUUCCGUUUGUCUUUAGCAUUGCGUUUUUAAUUUAUAUGUCCAUAGAGUUGGAUCCAUUUAAUUGCUCUAGUUGAUUAUUUUACUACUACCAUGAUUAACUUCGAAAUAUAAUUAUCAACUUCAUUUUUAAUGUAAAUUUCAAAUCUGUAAUGCAAAUUUCGAAUUCGGUUUAUAAAUAUCCUAUUUAAAAAUAUUAUAUUGUCAGGAAAUGGUAGUUAAAUAUACAUUCAUGUACCGCAGCAAUAUUAUAUUGCGUAUACUUAGGACGGAUGUCAGUAUAAAUGUGAAUUUUAUGUUGCAAUUAUGCAUGACAUACAAGAAUUAGUUUUUACUUUUAAUUUUUCGUAAAACUAUCAACACGAUACACCAUCAGACAACGGACUCGCUUAUGCGACGACAAUUUGUUUUCUUCUUCGACCGGCAACCCGUCCGGUCAGAUAAUCUGUUAGUCUAUAUCGCACCCUUGAGAUACAGCAUUUUGAGGAUUUACGCGAGCAAAUAUAUUUUUACCGAUAAUUUAUAUAAAAUUUGCAUUGUGCGUCAUAAAAUUAUUAGCUCAUUGAACUAAUAUUUACGCCAUUUCGUCUAAAUUGCAUAUACGUACGCAUUUUUGUACAUUGCAUUUGAACGAAAAAUGUGUGGCAAUGGAACAAUUUCAAGACGGGUUGGAAUGUGUUUGAACUUCUCACUGCUGAUGCAUAGCAAGUCGUGUUAUUUGCCACACUUGUAAUGCAAAUUUCGUCCUAUGAACGAUCAUCGUACCUUAUAAUUGAAGUUGUGUCAUAGUAGAAAGUUAAUAGUCAGCUUUGCUAACUGGUAAGAAAUGAUUAAUUCAUUGACGAAAACUAUCGUAACGAUGAUAUCGACGAUAUCUAUCUUAACGAUUAUAUCGACGACAACUAUCGUAAAUAGUAAUGCAUGUAUUAGAAUGAAUUGCAUAAAAUAAAACAAGCCACAACAUGAUUGAGGUCCACCAGCAGUCCAGUUUAUACCGCACAUCGGACUAGUUGGAGAAUAAAUCGCGAAUUUCA
This is a messenger RNA of Hyalella azteca, 10047 nucleotides long. It is a transcript of the gene Dab, whose product is annotated as protein disabled. The transcript has 8 exons. Lineage: Eukaryota; Metazoa; Arthropoda; Malacostraca; Amphipoda; Hyalellidae. Bases 52 to 8265 code for a protein of 2737 amino acids. The record is from RefSeq and is a predicted model, not a curated record.